This is a messenger RNA of Gracilinanus agilis (Agile Gracile Mouse Opossum), 1398 nucleotides long. Its product is annotated as prolyl endopeptidase-like. Gene Ontology annotation, cellular component: cytosol. Gene Ontology annotation, biological process: proteolysis. The record is from RefSeq and is a predicted model, not a curated record. NCBI's taxonomy places the organism in Eukaryota, Metazoa, Chordata, Mammalia, Didelphimorphia, Didelphidae. Gene Ontology annotation, molecular function: oligopeptidase activity; serine-type endopeptidase activity.
AUGAUAGCCAAUCUGCGGUACCUGACUGGCAGUGUAGUUCGGAGAGUCCUAUGCCAUUGUGAUCUACAGCAGGAAUCCAGUGGCAUAACAGGAAUUUUGAAUUGGGUGAAAUUGAUAGACAAUUUUGAUGGAGAAUAUGAUUAUGUGACAAAUGAAGGGACAGUUUUCACCUUCAAGACAAAUCUUCAUUCUCCUAACUAUCGGCUAAUCAAUAUUGACUUCAAGGAUGCAGAUGAAUCCAAGUGGAAGGUACUUGUUCCUGAACAUGAAAAUGAUGUUCUUGAAUGGGUAGCUUGUGUCAGGUCUAACUUUUUGGUGUUGUCCUACCUCCAUGAUGUAAAAAACAUCAUUCAGCUGCAUGAUCUUGCCACUGGUUCCCUCCUCAAGACGUUUCCACUAGAGUUUGGCAACAUUGUGGGAUAGAGUGGCCAAAAGAAAGACAUUGAAAUCUUCUAUCAGUUUACUUCUUUCUUAUCUCCAGGUAUUAUUUAUCACUAUGAUCUUACCAGAGAAGAGUUAGAGCCCAGAGUUUUCCGAGAGGUGACUGUGAAAGGAAUUGAUGCUUCUGAUUAUCAAACCGUUCAGGUGUUCUACCCCAGCAGAAAUGGCACAAAGAUCCCUGUAUUCAUUGUCCAUAAGAAAGGAAUUAAAUUAGAUGGUUCUCAUCCUGCUUUCCUGUAUGGCUAUGGAGCCUUCAAUAUAUCAAUUACACCAAGCUACAGUGUAUCCAGGCUUAUUUUUGUGAGGCAGGGUGGUGUGCUAGCAGUAGCUAACAUUAGAAAAGGGGGUGAAUAUGGAGAGACCUGGCACAAAGGUGGUAUCCUGGGCAAUAAGCAAAACUGUUUCGAUGACUUUCAAUGUGCUGCUGAGAAUCUUAUAAUAGAAGGUUAUACUUCACCAAAGAGAUUGACUAUUAAUAGAGGCCCAAAUGGAGGACUUUUAGUGGCUGCUUGUGCAAAUCAACACCCUGGCCUCUUUGGUUAUGUCAUUGCCCAAGUUGGAGUAAUGGACAUGCUAAAGUUUCAUAAGUAUACCAUUGGCCAUGCCUGGACCACUGACUAUGGUUGUUCUGAUAGGAAAGAACACUUUGAAUGGCUUAGCAAUUACUCUCAGUUACAUAACAUCAGGUUACCUGAUGGGGAUGGAGUCCAGUAUCCCUCCAUGUUACUUCUCACUGCAGAUCAUGACGACCACGUGGUACACCUUCACUCCCUGAAGUUCAUUGCCACCCUACAGUACGUUAUAGGCCGAAGCCGAAAGCAGACCAACCCUCUGCUCAUACACAUUGAUACCAAGGCAGGCCACAGAGCAGGGAAGCCCACUGCGAAAGUGAUCAAGGAAGUUUCCAAUAUGUUUGCACUUAUAGCACGGUGCUUAAAUAUCAAUUGGAUUGAAUAA